CAAUUUGCUCAAAUAAUAUUUCUAAAAAUCUAUUUUUCUGAAGGGGAAGAAUGAAAGAAAAUCAGGAGGAUUAUUUUUCAGAAACACGAGCAGUAUCUUGCAGAAAAGAUGACAUUUAUUGGCUUAUUUUUCUUCUGUAUGCUGAUGAAUAUCCUAACAGAUGCCCGAUCAAUCCAGGAUGGAGAUGACCUCCACCAGGAGUCUGUAGCCUUGCCAUACUGGCCCUUCUCAUCCAACGAUUUCUGGUCCUAUGUGGAAUAUUUCCGGACCCUGGGGGCCUACGACAGGAUCGAUGAAAUGGCCAAGGCCUUCUUUGCCCAGUUCCCUUUUGGCCGCCACCUUGGCUAUAACGUGCCCAGCCACGAGCACUAA
Molecule: messenger RNA, 372 nt
Organism: Antrostomus carolinensis (chuck-will's-widow)
Lineage: Eukaryota; Metazoa; Chordata; Aves; Caprimulgiformes; Caprimulgidae
Gene: OTOS
Product: otospiralin
Exons: 4
Biological process (GO): sensory perception of sound
Source: RefSeq, a predicted model, not a curated record